This is a messenger RNA of Linum tenue, 2321 nucleotides long. NCBI's taxonomy places the organism in Eukaryota, Viridiplantae, Streptophyta, Magnoliopsida, Malpighiales, Linaceae. The record is from the annotation of a GenBank genome assembly.
CUAUAUUUGGCAUAGUUGGCUUAGACACGGAUACCGCCUUUUGCUCCCGCGGGCCAGCCGAAAGAAAUGAGAGAUUUUCCAAGAAAAAAUAAGAACACGGCGAAAUUGAAAGAUUCCACCGACGUGCUGCUGCCACAGCUCAUCUUCACUCUUUCCUCACUCCCAGUCCCAGAUCUCAGUGAAUAGCGUCCUUCAAUCGCCGUCACCGCCGACCGUACUCACCGCCGGAUUCUCGAGUGACAUGAAGCACUAUGGAUUACGGAGGAGGAGAGUGUCCUUAACUUCAGUACUCGCUGUCGUCGUGCUCUUCACAGCAACCGGCUUGCUUCUCCUCACGCUGAGAUCGGUCGAUCCUCCACCGUCUAGCCCCGGCGGAUUCCUCCCAGACCUCGACGGAAGAAGAGUAGAAACGAGAGUCUCCGGCGAUGAUUCCAACUCGCUGAUGAGCAGUCCGGCGAUUAAGCAGCUGGAGACGGGAACGUUACCGGAGCGCAAUCGAAAUCGUGCGCUACGGUCGAGGAAAUGGGGGAGAGCUUCGGGACGGCAGCCGUGGAAGGAGAGUUUGAGAGUGAAACGGAUCAUUCGGCAGCACUUCCUCAUCAACGGAGCUUCAAGAAUCAGAGAUCUGCCACCAGAGGAAUUCUGCAGACAUGGUUUUGUGCUUGGGAAAUCUUCAGAAGCAGGGUUUGGAAAUGAGAUGUACAAGGUGUUAAAUAGUGCAGCAUUGAGCAUAUUGUUGAACCGUUCCUUGAUUAUUGGGCAAACCAGGGGAAAAUAUCCUUUUGGGGACUACAUAGCCUAUUCUAACCAUUCGUUUACACUGAAUGAAGUCAAACAUCUAUGGAGGCAACAUGGUUGUGUCAAGAAUUAUGGAAGGCACUUGGUUAUUAGGAUUGAUGACUUUCUGAAGCCUGCUAAAACAAACGUCCUCUGCAGCAAUUGGAGGAAGUGGGAACAGCCUAUCAUAUGGUUUCAGAAUACAACUGAUGCUAUGGGCAGCCAGUUUUUCCUGAAAAAUGUGUACCCCGAGAUGAGAAGUGCUGCUUAUGACUUAUUUGGACAGCCGGAACAACUUCAAUCUCGGCCUAAUGUUUUCGGGGAGCUAAUGGCAUUCCUUAUAUCUCCAUCAGCUGAGGUUAAGGAGGCAGUUGACGUGGUGCUUGCUGGUGGGCCGGACCCCGAUAUUUCAUUGCACAUGAGGAUGCUCAUGAACAGGCCAGUGAGAGCUGUGCAGGCUGCACUGAACUGUGUUCAAAAAGCCAUGCAUAAUCUACAGAACAAACAAAGACCCAGGCUGGUUUUGGUCUCUGAUACACCAUCGUUUGUGAAAAGCCUUCUUCCUAACAUCAGUGAAUUUGCAGAGGUUCUUCAUUUCGAUUAUAAAAAGUUCCAAGGAACCAUACCUCGCGAUGACAAGACAGUACAGAAGAAUCUAGAUUUUAGAGUGAAGGAUUGGGGACCUGCACCGAGAUGGGUUGCAUUCGUCGACUUCUUUCUCGCUGCACGUGCCAAGCAUGCCGUCAUCUCAGGUGCACACAGGCGCGUUGGGACAACCUACGCCCAACUAGUGGCAUCACUCGCUGCAGCCAACCAACUGGGGGAAAACCAUACGAACCCAAGCUUUUCAUUCCUGAGCAGCUUCCAGAGCAAUCUGCUGACGAACGGCUUGAGGAUGCAGGUCGGUUGGGGCCACGUCUGGAACCGAUUUGCCGGUCCAUUGAGCUGCGAGAACCAGACCCAUCAAUGCGCUUUCACGCCUCUCUCUCCUCCAGCUUGGUGGGAUGGUCUCUGGCAGUCUCCUAUGUCGCGAGACGUCCGCAGACUAUCCAUGUAUGGAGUCUCCGUCUCUGGCCUAGGCACGGUAGACGAGAGUGCACUCAAGUCUCACUGUGCUUCCAAGAAAACCACUGUGAGAACAGUUAUGCUGAUUUAGUAAAAGUAAAACCUCUCCCCCGUCCCAGUUUUGGUAGAUGACUGAUAGUUGAAGUAAUUUGCUAGAAAAUUAUGUGCCAUUAGUUCAAGUGUUGCUUUAGUUUUGAUUAUCUGAAAUUGGAAGACACGGCUUAUUGGUUAUUGUUUCUAGCUAUCCAAUUAUCCUCAUCCGAGUUUGUUAUUAUUUCUGAUUAUUGUAAAUUGUAUCAUUAAUCAACAGCAUGUUAUCAGGCUUAAGAGAUUGCUGCUCAAGCAAUCUCCCAGUAGAAGUCUUUUAGAAGGAGCAAAAGAAAUUAGAAUAUAUAAAGCGUCUAUCUUGUUUAAGGGGUCCAGUAGCUUAUAUACGGGUGCAGCAUAAGCCUCCUGUAGCUCACUGACUUUUUCCGCCC